AUCUGGAUCUGCUACGAAUAAUUGGACUUCAUCCGGUUUGUGGAGUUUAAAGCCUGCCAAAGGAAUCUUGAAAAAAGUUUCUGCCUAUCCGGAUCCAGAAGAAGACGCGAUGGUCUCUUCACCUUCACCUAGUAAAGACCGAGCAAGGAAAAAGGAGGGAGCGACAGCGAAUACUAAGGCGAGCCACGCAUUUUUUGGAUUUUCAAUUUGCUUUCAUUCUUCGUUGUUGUAACUGAACUACAAAUGAUUAUCGGUGUAAUGCGGUUUUUGAUGUCUCUAUUGAUUGAGGUAUAUGUUCAUGACCCCAAAAGGAAAAUAUUUUCUUUCAGCUCUAACCGCAGCAGCGACGACGAAAGCCCGCGUAGUCCUGGCCUCAGUGAUGGGGAG
Molecule: messenger RNA, 387 nt
Organism: Amoebophrya sp. A25
Lineage: Eukaryota; Dinophyceae; Syndiniales; Amoebophryaceae
Source: the annotation of a GenBank genome assembly